Caenorhabditis bovis is the source of this 4254-nucleotide messenger RNA. NCBI's taxonomy places the organism in Eukaryota, Metazoa, Nematoda, Chromadorea, Rhabditida, Rhabditidae. The record is from the annotation of a GenBank genome assembly.
AUGGUAGAUAAAGAAGAGCUGGAACGAGCCAAUCGUGAACGUGAUCAAGCACGACAGGAGCUUAACGUUAUGCACGAAAACUAUUCGGCAAUCUUUAAUUCAUACAACAUAGCCCGACAAACAGCCAACGAUAUUCGAACGGCUUAUGAUGAUGUAUCAAAUAAGUUGAAAAUUGCAUUAAGCGAAAUAGACGAAUGGAAAACGAAAUAUAUUCACAUAGAAGAGAACGCGAGAGCUGAACUGGAACGCGCGUCUCGAGAGUAUGAUGAACUCAUCAGAAGUAAUGAGAAUAACACGAAAAGCGAUUGUGUGCUGAUAUCCGAAAUAUACGCGAGUUAUUCACAAAGAAGAAACCACUACAAUCAAUUGAUUUGGUCUCAUUUACACUCAACGCUAAUUGGUCAUGUUGGUGUUUUAAAAUCAGUCGACUAUCAAAAGGAAAUUGGACGUGUGUGUGUAUACGCUUCUGGCGCAGAAACGGACCAUUAUGACAUAAGUGAAGUGGUCUGCGAUUGGCCAUUAGACGCGCUCGAAAUCCCGAAAAGAUUGUUUUUUGCUUGUGGAAAUGCUGUUGUGUUAACGAAAGGUGGUGAUAAGAUAAGUAUUGGUGUCAUUUCUCGUCUUGAAUUCGAAGAUUCGGGAAAUAUUAAAUAUUUGGUGAUUGCUGAGAACCCGAAUGGCACAUAUACCCCGCUUACGAUUGAUAGCGACGCAACGAAUCAAAUUGAGAAUGAAGAUCGAAAUAUCUAUUUGUGCCCGAUUUAUUCCGGUCCUCGCUUGAAUAAAGUAAUGAGGGAAAAGAAUACACCAGCCAUACAUUCGUAUAAGACUGUGAUUCAUGGAUUUUCUGUUGAAAAUUUGAUGAAUGUUAUCAGCAAUUGGUCAAAUGAUAGUAGCAGUUAUUCGAAAUUUGUUGAAUCAAUCCGUGCCAAUCCUGAUCAGGUGCGAAUUCCGUUCGAAGGUGAACUUCCAUUGUUCCGCGCAGUUGCCGAUGACAAUUGGAAUCUCGUCGUUAUGCUAUUAUCAGUUGGCGCGAACAAAUAUGCAAAGGAUGAGAAGAACCGCACAAUUAUUCAUGUGGCUGCGCAACUUGGAUUGGAUCGAAUGCUUGAAGGUGUUCUCACUCUUCUUCCCAAAGAAGUCAAUCGGACUACUGUCGAUGGCGACACGCCGCUUCAUUUGGCAGCGAGGAACGCGCAUGCGGCUUGUAUUGAUCGAUUGUUGGCAACGCCGACGUGUUUGGCGAAUCUGCAAAAUGAAAAUGGAGAUUCUCCGCUUCACGAAUUGUGCGUUCUCGCGGAAUCCGCUAAUAAGAAAGCUUCGAUUAGUCGGCUUCUAACGAAUAGUCGCGCGUCGAUACAUCAAGUAAAUAAUGAUAAUAUUUCGCCGCUUCAAAUUUCAAUUCUUAAAGGACAUGUGUCAACUGUUGAGCAACUCAUCCAAUUGAGACCUCCUCAUCGCAAUGUGAAUUCGCGAACUGGUGUUACGCCGCUGCAUUUUGCAGCAUCUGUUGCUGCCGUGAAUAUUGUCAAUGUGCUGAUAUCGCUGGGGUUGGAAGUUCAUAAAAAGGAUAAAUUGGGCCGUGGAGUACUGCAUUAUGCUGUUGAAAAAUGGACAGGUCAAGCUGACAAGGACAUGACAAGACUAGCGUGCAUCCAAGCUCUCGUGCACUCUGGAGCUCCUGCAAAUGCUGUAGACGUUUAUGGACAGACUGUCCUUCAUGUUUUAGUGAAAGAAAUGAUGAAACAGAAUGACGUGUAUCCGCCAACUCUGAUCCCAGUUUGUGUCCAACUUGUCAAAACUAAUUUAAACCUCGACGAAAUGGCAAGUCGUCUUCGACCUCACUGGCAACUCGCUUCAGCUUGUUUUCUAAUAAGCAAUGGAGCUGAUUUAAAUAUCAAGGAUCGAAAAGGUCUGACUGCUUUAGAUCUGGCAAAUGAUUCUUCUCUUCGACCAAUCUUUGUACAUAUUUCGGGAAUCAAAAUCAAAUCAUGUUUGCCUAUGGUUUCUCUAAAUUGUACAGAUUCGUUUGACAGUGCUGAAGUCACAAUGUGCACAUUUAUGUGUCAGGAUUCGAUCGCGAAUGUCCGUUUUAUGCCUUGUGGUCAUCGUGUGGCUUGCACCGACUGCGCUCAAAAAACCGCAUUUCGUAGAUGUCCACUCUGCUAUCAUAUUAUAUCGAAUGCGCAGGAUGAUGCUGGGAAUGAAGUAAAUAUUGGAUGUUUCUCCGGCGAAACUCCACUUGAGAGAAACGCCGAAAAUGCGGCGAUUUCCGAACAGAUUAAACGAAAAAUUGCCGAAGAAGCGGCCAGAGAAGCUAAAAUUGCCGUCGAACAAGAAAAACAGUCUGAACUUAAAGCAUUGAGGGAAAGACUAGAAGAGCUAGAAAUGGAAACAAGCUGUGCUAUUUGCAUGGAUGCCAAAAUUUCGCUUGUGUUCAAUUGUGGUCACACAUCCUGUUCGACGUGCGCUGCAAAACUCAAACUUUGCCAUAUAUGCCGAAAAAGCGGCAUGGCCCUCUUUCGGUAUAUUAUUCCUCGUAGAAAAGGCAACGUUUUUCUUGCGGUUUUCUUCUUUUUCGCAUUUUUGGGAAUUGUUUAUUAUAGUAGAGAAUCAAGAGGGCAAAGGUUCAAGUUUCCAAAUAUUGAAAAAGUUGCCGAACGCAUAGUUAAUCCGCCAACGAAAUGGAACGGAGUUGCACAUCAGAUUCCGGAUUAUUCGAAACCUCGAGAUGGUCCUGGAGAAAUGGGAAAACCUGUAGUUUUAACUGGAGAUGAAGCGAAAUUAGGUGAAGAAGAUAUGAAAAAAUGGUUUAUGAAUGUUCAUGCAAGCGACAAAAUUUCGCUGGAUCGCGAUGUUCCUGACGCACGACGCAAAGAAUGUAAAGAAUUGAAAUAUGAUUUGUCGGCUCUUCCAAAAGCAUCGGUUAUUAUCAUUUUCACCGAUGAAGCCUGGACGCCGCUUCUUCGUACAGUGCAUUCAGUAGUUAAUCGAAGUCCACCACAACUUCUAGAAGAAGUUAUUCUUCUUGAUGAUAAUAGUCAACGAGAGGAAUUAAAAGAUCAACUAGAUGAGCAUGUUAAACGAUUUGGAGGAUUAGUUAAGAUCAUUCGAAAAAACGUGAGACACGGUUUGAUUCGAGCGAAGUUGGCUGGAGCUCGUGAAGCAACUGGGGAAGUUGUUGUGUUUUUGGAUUCGCAUUGUGAAGCUAAUCACGGAUGGCUUGAGCCGUUAGUCCAACGAAUUCAUGAAAAGAGAUCUGCGAUUAUUUGUCCAAUUAUUGACUCAAUCGCGGCAGAAACGAUGGCAUAUUAUGGCGAUCCGUUUGCAACUUCUGUUGGAGGUUUCUCAUGGGCUCUUCAUUUCACGUGGGAAGGUAUGCCAGAAGAGGAAAGAAAACGAAGGAAAGCGCCAACGGAUCCAAUUCAGUCUCCUACCAUGGCUGGAGGACUUCUUGCAGCAAGUAAAGAAUACUUUUUCGAAAUUGGUGGAUAUGACGAGGAGAUGGACAUUUGGGGAGGAGAAAACCUUGAGAUUUCAUUCAGAACAUGGAUGUGCGGUGGCUCGAUUGAGUUUAUCCCGUGCUCUCAUGUUGGACAUAUUUUCCGAUCCGGACAUCCUUAUAAUAUGACAGGUAGAAAUAACAAUAAAGACGUGCAUGGAACGAAUUCGAAGCGACUCGCUGAAGUUUGGAUGGAUGACUAUAAAAGGCUUUAUUACAUGCAUCGUUCUGAUCUCCGCGAUCAGGAUGUUGGCGAUUUGACUGAGCGAAAGCGCCUAAGGGAAAAGUUGAACUGCAAGUCAUUCCGCUGGUAUCUUGAUAAUGUGGCUAAAGGAAAAUUCAUUAUGGAUGAAGAUGUGCUUGCUUAUGGAACGUUGUUCACGAAUGUAAAAAAUGUUCGAAUGUGCACAGAUACUCUGCAGAGAGACGAGAAACGAGCGUACCUUUUGGGUAUAUUUUACUGUCAGGGCAAAGGAAGUCCCAGCCAGUUGAUGUCAUUGUCGAAAGAAGGAAAUCUGCGUAGAGAAACGAGUUGUGCUUUUGUAGAAGGCAAUCAUGUGAGGAUGAGGACGUGCUCGAAGAAAUCGACAGUCAACGAGAAAUGGACUUUCGAGAAUCAAAUGUUGCGUAACGAAAAAACGGGAAAAUGCUUGACAACUGCUGAUAUCAAAUCCGGAGAUGAUAUAAUCGUUAGCGAUUGCGACGAAAAUGAUGAACACCAAAAAUGGAAUUUUGUUGAUCCGCGCACAUAA